Ruditapes philippinarum (Manila clam) is the source of this 9012-nucleotide messenger RNA. RefSeq names its product FRAS1-related extracellular matrix protein 1-like. Gene Ontology annotation, biological process: cell communication. The record is from RefSeq and is a predicted model, not a curated record. The coding region runs from base 825 to 7388 and encodes 2187 amino acids. NCBI's taxonomy places the organism in Eukaryota, Metazoa, Mollusca, Bivalvia, Venerida, Veneridae. Gene Ontology annotation, cellular component: membrane. The transcript is spliced from 13 exons.
UACCGCAUGCAUUUUUAAACAAUUUGAUACAUGCGAGCGUCUACUCGCUUUCGAUGAAUAGCGAAUACGAGUUUGUCAUUUUCGUUUUAAACGCAGAAGAUUCGACUGUCAACAAUAGUUAAUUGAAUUUUACUAUAGCUUUUCGAUCUGUUUGGAGGAUACAAUUAUCAAUGCUCUUCGGAUAUUACUGGUGUGAAUUUUUGUUUUCGGAUUCUGUAUAUUGUUAAUUUUGUUUACAAUUUACUAUAGAUUAGGUUAAAGGAAAAGCUGUUAAUGCACUGUGGUAUUGGUCUGGAGAAAUCAAGCUAGAGAAAGACAAAAGUUGAAGUACAAAAAAAAAUCGACGAUAAAUCGAAAAUUUCUGGAUUUUAAGCAAGAAAGAGAGAGAGAGAGGAAAAAAGAAGUAACCAAGGUAAUCCAUCGUUUAUCGGAAUAUCAUGGAAUACAGUUGAAUUUUGGAAUAUUUGUGAAUAGUGCGACUGUAUCUAUUAAUAUUUGUAAAUGUGAAAUACUUCAUUGAAGGAUUUUAUUCAUGUUGCAGUAAUCAUAUUAAACCUGAGGAAAUUUGUUUGGAAUUUAACACAUUAACUUUAUUGGGACUGCGAAGAAAGAAAGAGCGCUGUUCACGAAAAUGCCUUGAUCAUUUGCUACGAGUUUUUGGAUUUAAACAAAUUUAAAAAUAUAAAAAAAUGUGAAAAUUUGAAAGAAGUAAAUAAAAAUGUGAUUACAUCAUUUAAUUAUGUGAUGAAGGAAUGAAUUCGAUUUAUUUCAUGGAAUACACGUGCUCAUUUGUGAAUGGAUAGACGGAAAGUGAUUCUGGAAUAAUGGGGUUGCCAAUGAGAAGAGCUCGGAUAUGUGUGCUAUUUUUAGCCUGUAUAUGGCCGGGGCUUGUAAGCGCAGGGUUGGUCGUACGGACGAACGCUAUAACAGUGAAAGUAGGGCGAACAGUGUAUUUAAAUACUGAUGAUAUUGUCAUAAAGAAUAUGAAACGUCGAGAUGAAGUUUGUAGAAUAGAAGUGAUACAAAAAGAUCCAAUCACUCAACGUGUAGGAAAGCUUGAACCAAAGAUAUUUGACUGUUCCUAUCAACCAAAUACGGUGAAAUAUAUCCACGAUGGUUCUCCAUUCCUUAAUGAAGACAGAAUCAAGCUUCGUGUUCAUAGAUUUACCAGCAGAAAAACUGUUACAGAAACAUUCUACCUCGGGGUGAAGGUCAGCAAUGCUUCAACGGAAAUAGUAGUAACACGUGGGUUACGUCACGUGAUAGUCCCAGAAUUUAACGGAAUCUCUAAUACAAUAGACGCUUCAGUGUUGCGCUUUUACCACAGUAGGUCACCAAAUGUGUCAUGUACUGUCACCUUUGACAACAGCACCCAUUGGCCUUUAGUAGGUCACGUGAUAAUGGGUGAUCAGAGAACACCUGUGGAAUCAAUUAAAACGAGCUGUCAAGAAUUUCUUUAUAUGGAACUGCGUUAUGAGCAUUUACAAAAACCAACACCGGAUGUGGAUUAUUUCCCUUUAAGUAUUGAACUUCAUGACCCUGAAAAUAUUGAUGAAUUCAAAACUGAACGUUUCUUUCUUCCAAUUUACAUCAAAAAUGCUUUAUUAAAUUCGCCUCCUCGAUCUUCAUACAAAAGUAUGUACAUGACGGACAUAGACCAGUUUAUUCUUUCAACAAUCAUUCCUGGAAUUAUUUCCGCUGAAGAUUACGAGACUCCCGAUCACUUACUGAUUUAUAACAUCUCCAAACCAUCCAGUCCGGACCAAGGGUAUUUCGUUCACUUAGAUGACCAGACAACUGAAGUAACUUCCUUUCUCCAAGAUGAUCUAGAAAACCACCGAAUAGCAUAUCAGCCGCCUAAUAUUAGUUUCUCCGAAAGGAAAAUAUAUGAAGUUGAAUUUAAAGUUUACGACAGCCAUUUUGCCGAAAGCAUGCCGAUUGUCCUUCACAUUGCCAUUCGACCUUCAUCUUCUAAUGCACCACGUGUUUCCCUUAACACCGGACUAGUUCUUCUUGAAGGACAAUCACGUGAAAUCAGUACAAAUAAUUUACAAAUAGUUGAUAACAAUAAUCCAAAUGAUAUACGGGUAUAUAUUAUCGGUGGACUUCAGCAUGGUGAACUCGUACUCAACAAUGAGGUCAUUUCUUACUUUACAAUCUCUGAUCUUGUCCAAGGAAAUGUAAAAUAUGUUCAUGAUGACGGAGAAUCAGAGCGAGAUUUCAUCCAGUUAAGGAUAAGCGAUGGUAAAAAGGACACAGUUGUAAAAUUUCCAAUAACGAUAAUUCCAAAAGACGACAAACCUCCUUACGUUGUUAACAAUCUUGGAAUCGAGUUAAAUGAAGGUCAAACUAAACGUAUAGAACCUUCGGAUCUCCUCGCGCAUGAUCCGGACUCUAUUGAUAUGACGAUUACAUACGUCAUAACUCAGCCGACAGCAGCAGGUGAAAUGAUUCGAAAAACUCGUGCGUCCGAUACUGGUACUCGUGUGAACAGAUUCACUCAGAGGGAAUUAGUUAAAGGGCAAAUUUUCUACAGACAUUUCGGACGUGAAGAUUUCCAUGAUGAAUUUUUAUUCACACUUCGUGACCAACAAGAUCCACCGAAUGAAUCUGUGCUCGAAACAUUUUACAUAGCUAUUAAUCCGGUGAAUGAAAACCCACCGCAAUUGUCACCAGAAGCGACCCGCUUAAUUCGAGUGUCGGAGACUGAAAUAGCAAGAAUUACCAAAUCUGAACUUGAGUAUACCGAUACUGAGACAGGGUCAGAUAGGUUAACGUAUAUCAUCACGACACCGCCACAUUUUGUAUACAGUAACAGGAGAAAUAAGAGGGAAGAUGCCGGAAGAGUUAUAGCAAUGCAUAACUCGACAAUGCAAAGUAAGAACAAUAACAUAUCACCCGUUACCACCUUCAAACAGGAAGACAUAAACCACCUUAGGAUAGGAUACAUGCCACCUAUGAAAGAUAUUGGUCCGGAUCCCCGUCUUGUACGCUUUGUCUACACUGUACAAGACUCUAGCGGUAACAAAGUUCUCGGACAACAAUUCGAUAUCGAUAUUCAACCGGUUAAUGACAAAGCACCAGAGUUCCAGUCUUCAAAAAUGCUUGUAGAAGAAGGCGGGAUUCUCGGAAUAUCUACCAAUCAUAUCUUUGCAGUUGACGUUGACACAAACGAGGCUGAUCUGACGUUUAUAUUAGAAGGUCUACCAAACCACGGGCGUCUUCAGAAAGGGGGAAAUAACCUUCUAGAGAAAGAUACAUUUAGUAUGCUAGAUCUACGGAAAAAGGAUUUACGGUACAUCCAUGAUGGUUCCGAGGUUCCACGUGAUAGCUUUACACUGUCCCUCACAGACGGUAUCAAUCGCGUGUCUAAGGUGUUCCAAGUAGAGAUAAUUCUAGUUGAUGACGAGGCUCCCAAGGUGAAGGAGAAUUUGAAGCCUCACCUUAUAGUAUCCGAGGGCAGCGAGGCUGUAAUCAACUCAAAUGUUCUAUCUGCCACCGACGAGGACACAGAUGAAGGAACCCUCGUGUUCCUCAUCGUAAAACAACCAAAGUACGGAAUUCUGCAGCUCAAUGGGGAACCUGUCACUAAGUUUACUCAAGAUGAUGUCAGUAGAGGUAGCGUCCACUAUAUCCAUAGCAGUGGUGAAAUCGGGUCGCAGAUCAUCAAAGAUUCUGUAGCGUUUAUUGUUUCAGACCAACAUUACAAAGCGUCUGCUGAUCUACCAAAGUACCAUCUGAACAUUACAAUAACACCGGUUGAUAAUCAGAAACCUAUUAUAAUAGCUGGCAUGCCUAUCGUUGUAGACGAGGGCAUGAAAUUCAGCCUGUCUCCGGAUUAUAUCACAGCAAAGGAUCCUGACACAGAACCCGAGUCCAUACAAUUUGUAAUAACUAGUCAACCACAAUAUGGUUAUCUGGAAAACAUUAAACCUAAUCCUGGGUCGGAGAAAAGCAACGCAGGACAUCCUGUUAGAACUUUUAAACUACAAGACAUUAUUGAUAAAUCUAUCAACUAUGUUCAAGCAACUCAUAAAGGUGUUGAGCCAACAGUAGAUCGCUUUGAGUUUUAUGCAACCGACGGUAAACUGAAUUCUUUCAGCCACACCGCUAUGAUAGCAAUACGACCUACAAAUGACGAAGAACCAGAUGUAAUGCUAAAUGAUUUUACCGUUGCCGAGGGUGGUAGCCGCGUUAUUGAUCGGUCAAUGGUAGACGCUAUUGAUAUGGACAAGCCCAAGGAAAGGAUAAUGUUAUCGAUUUCCCAACCACCAGAACACGGAGAUAUUGUUGUGAUGUUGCAUACACCGAAUGGAGACAUUGAAGCCGCUGUUAAUGAGUUCUCGGCAAGUGAACUUCACCAGGGAAUGAAACUGAAAUACAUACACGACGGUUCUGAACAUUACACAGAUAAAUUUGCAAUCACCGUGUCUGAUGGUAAGCACGAGAUUAAGAAGGUGUGUAACGUAACUGUUGAGCCAAUAAAUGACGAGAGACCCGAAAUUAUAAAGAAUGCCGGACUUACGAUGGAUUAUGGGGAAAAAGCGGUACUGUCUAGUGUCGUGCUACAGUCUGUAGAUCUGGACAACACAGAUGAUCAAAUAUAUUACAUUAUUGUCACGGUUCCAAAGAAGGGUGUCCUCCAAUUCUGUAAUAAUCCAAAUGAAGGUAUGUAUUCUAACAAAUGUCGGGACAUUUGGGUUGGACAUAACUUUACCCAGGGGGAUAUCAACAACAACCGUGUCCGAUAUCUUCAUACAACCGGUAUGAGCGGAUCGGAGUUUGACAAUUUCAUGUUUAUACUGACAGACGGACAGAAUAAACGUCAUGCCGAGACGUUCCAAAUUAAAGUUCUGAAUUCAAAGAGAGCUAACAUAGCUUUGAUAAAUAAUGGAAUUGAUGUGGUUGAAGGCGAGAGAGCAGUAAUAUCAACUGUAAGUCUUAGUGCAUCUGACGAAAGUACUAGAGCCGAAGAGAUAGUAUUUGCAGUUAUCAGACCACCAAAUUUAGGCCAAUUGGAAUAUAUUGACAGAAACUUGAUCGGGAUCAGUAGUUUUACUCAGAUGGAUUUGGCAUCUGGUAAACUCGUAUACAAUCAUUUGACAAAAACAGACUUUACAGAAGAUUCGUUUACAUUCACCGUAACAAAUGGAAUGAGUGACACAAAAGAUUCGGAAUUUGUUAUCCGCAUUGAACCUUUAGAUAAAGAACUGCCGUCACUAGUAGCGAACGAACUAGUAGAAGUGUUGCAAGGAGCAGAAAUUCCUUUAACGGCAAACAAAUUAAAAGCUGACGAUCCGGAUACUGACAGUAGCAACGUCACUUUCCUUAUUGCAAAGCAACCAACAUUCGGAAGACUUUACAAUCGCGGUGUGUACAUUACAAGUCUUUUUACCCAGAAUGCAAUUGACCGUGGAUUUAUCACGUAUGAAAGCGAUGGCUCACACACGGGUUUAGAUAAUUUCCUUUUCACAUUGAGUGACGGAAAACACGACGGUUUCUUAAUCAAUGGCACUCUUCAACUUCAGCCUGUGUUUUGUAGCAUUUAUACGAAACCACUUGUAAACGACGCUCCAAAGUUAAUAACUAACCAGCAUCCGGAAGUUCUUGAGGUAUUCGAAGACGGAAGAUAUGGUUUUCAACUAAAUAACAACGUGCUUAAGGCAGUGGACUCAGAUACAAUGAACACAAAUUUGGUUUACGUCAUAGAGCAAAGACCAAAGCACGGGCAUCUGGAAAAUACUGAGGCAAAGCGUUACGUCCGAAGAAGGUUCACACAACGGGACCUUGACGAAAACGCAUUACAGUUUAUCAUUGAUAUGAAGAAUAGGGAAACAAAUGACAGCUUUACGUUCAAGAUUGAAGACAGUCGUGGAAACAGCUUAAAGAACCAGAGAAUUGAUUUACACUGGUCAUUCAUCGAGCUUGACAAGGCUGGACUUGUUGUUUGUGAGAAUAUCGGUACGCUUCCAAUAACACUAACUCGAAGCGGUGACCUCAGUGGCGUGGCGUUUGUUGGAAUCGAGGCACAAGACAGAACCACUAGAGUGAAUGACGAUUACAGGCCGAGCUCGUCCAGACAGGUUCAAUUUGACCCAGGUGUAUCGACUGUCACGUGGAAUAUACAGGUUUUUGACGAUGGUAUUGAGGAGAACACAGAAAACCUCGUAGUUUACAUUGAUGACCCAGUGAACGCAAUACUCGGCAGAAAACGUAAAGUCAGAAUCCGUCUUAUCAACGCCAACGACGGAGAAUGUCCACAGUUUAUUGGUAUGAUAAGUAAACACCAGCCAUCUAUACCAGACUCCCUCUACCUACCUGAUAACUCAAUAGAAAGUGAGACAGAGACCGUCAUUAUGGGUAACCAAUUUAACCGGUUAUCUCGGCAAAAGUCGCACCACGAUAACACCCUUCUCUCAGAUCCUGCAGAAACUAGUGAUGUUGCUGUACAUAAACCAAAAAUUACUGAUAGUGAUGAAAAUCCAACCGAAACAAAGAAGAAAGAUAAGAAGAAAAGAAGGAAAAAGAGAAAGGAGAGAAAAGACAAGAAGAAGAAGACAAGGAAAGGAAGAAGAAAGAAUAAGAACAGGGAAGUGCAAGAAGAAGAAAAAGUAACAGACACGGCAAAUGGAAAUGGAAAUUUUGUGUCGGGACAGCUGAUGCAAAAUGUGGAUAUAAACGCACCACAAGAUUGCACUUUGACCACUGAGGGCUUACUGUACUUUGACCCCGGGACACAACAAAUGUAUAAAUGUAAUGGCAUUGCAUGGCAGGCAUGGAGCCCGGCUUCAAAUCAAGAUCAGCAGCCAGAAACCAGAGAAUGUCAACAAGGUUGGUCUAAAUAUGGGAACCGGUGUUUUAAGUUUAUUAAUGAGCGACUCACGUGGGAGGUAGCCGAGACGCUCUGUCAGAUGUCAUACGGCUCCAACCUAGCCACAGUUCAGUCUCAUGAUCACCAGAUCUGGGUGUCACAGUUAGCCGGGAGGAAGGCCUACUGGAUAGGUUUGAGCAGUAACGAAGACACUGGUAGGUGGAGCUACAGUAACGGGGAGGCACUUUCCUAUUCUAAUUGGAAAGCCGGGGGUCAACGGGUCAAACGAAAUCUAUCCAAGAAAAAUUGUGUCAUCGUUGAUAAAAAGAGGAAAUGGCGAAAUAAAAUAUGUAGCAAACGAAAAGCAAGAUUUGUUUGUGAAAUUGACAUUGGGGCGGGCGAUUUGAGUAGAUCCCCACCCAAAAGAGACAUAUCACGAUCACGUGAUAGAAGGCGGAGAAAAAACAAACAAAAAGAUCGACAAAGCGAUGACUCGUACACCAAUAAUCGGGAAAGAGAUUCGCGUCGAUAUACCAGAACUCACAGUAAAGAAGGAGGAUUCUUCUUUGGUGUUUAGUGUAGAUAUUAAUUAAUUAAGUAUUUUUUUAAACUGUUUAGUUGACGGUCUUUGUUGACGGUCUUUGAAGACUUAGUAUUGACUCGUUUUUGAGUAACGACUGCGAAGACAUAACGAUGAAACUGAUAUAUUUACGCGAAAAGAGUGGUGUAGAAUAACUCGGAAGAUAAUGACUUCAUAUGAUUAAUUUAACUGAAAAUGAAAUGGAAAAGUACUCAGCCAAAAUAAACUGUGUUAAAAAGUGUGAGUCGACUUGCUACUUUUUCUUUUCGGCAAUUUGUUCGUGCAUAAGACGAACUCGUGUAUAAGACGCAUUAUAUUUUAUUGAAAAAAACGUGUGCGCAUUAUAAGUGAACUGUGAAAAAGCUUUGUUAGUAUUGCUAUUGUUAUAUUGCGAAUGAAGCUUCUGGUAUAUUUUACUUGAAAUGCUUGGGAUAAGCAUGGUUUGUUGUGGAACCAAGAUUCAGAACUAAGGUACUGAACUCAUUGGGUAACAAAUUAUUUUUGUAGAAAUUUGAUCAAAGAAACUAACCGCAUAUGGGCAUAAUACUUGCUAAGAACAGUUUGGGUAUAUAAAUAUACUUAUGUAUUUCUGUCAUAUAUUUGUGAAUGUUGGUGUAUAUUUUUCUAUAUUUAAACUCGUGAUUUGUAAAAGUUACAGCGCAUGCGCAUGAAGUGUCGGACUGAAGCCUAUUCAGCCAAUACUUUAUUUAUUCAGAAAUUUAUAUCGUUAAACUGUUUUUUUUUUCUUUUCUUAGCAUUACAUAUAUUUUUAAACAUUGUUAUUUGUGGAUUUCAUUGGUUGUCAAUGUAUAUUAUUUGUGUAACUGUUGUGUAUAUAAUGUUCUGGUGCAAUUCUUUAUCUGAUACGUCUCUAUAGUGGUUUGUUUGCAUCAGUUAAUGUUAGCCUGUAUGAACCGACAUGCGCAGUGUACAUUUAGUUACCAGAGCUCGUACUCAAUAAUUUCGUACUCUAUAAAGUGAAGAAAUAUAUACAUUUUGCGUACAUUUUCCACUCAUGAUUUGCAGUGAAACCGUUUUCUUUUAACUUACAUAAUACAGAUGGCAUUCACUUAUCUAGUGGUCAAAAUUAUGUAGCCAAUUUGGAAAAAAAGUUUCGUUUAAAAUGAUUUACUUCAAGAUGUAUGACAAAGAUGGCCACCGCGGUUUCUUUGUAAUGUACCGGAUCAAACACACAUGAUUUGUUUGUUUAAAAUUCAUACAUUUUGUCUUUAUCUUUGACAUGUUCAAAACUUAAAUGCCUAUAAACAUUAUGAUGUCCUUUUUUUAAAAAAAAAUGUUACCAAAUAAUUGUAGAUGCUUUUAUUGUUUUAUAAUCAUUAUAGACAUGUGAUUCUAAAAUCUGUAUGAAUUCACGUGGUAUGAUAUAAACAUACACACUUUCCAAAGCAAACAUUGAAUUUUCAGUGUUUUGAAGUGUGAAAUUAUCUCCUUUUCGCACUAGAUUGAAAUUUAACCUUUCCGCGUAAAGUGUAUUCUUUCGAUUAAUCUUUUUUCUACCUUAAAGACGAGCCACCACGUAUGAGACAAUCAGUAUAAUAAACUUACAUUGUAUAUUACAUGGAAAUAGUCCAAUAUGUGUAAUAAAAGUUGUUAAUGUGAA